Molecule: messenger RNA, 1221 nt
Organism: Lachancea sp. 'fantastica'
Lineage: Eukaryota; Fungi; Ascomycota; Saccharomycetes; Saccharomycetales; Saccharomycetaceae
Source: the annotation of a GenBank genome assembly
AUGGACUCUAGCUCGCCUUUGUUGACUCAAAACACAAGGUCCAAGAGUUUCUCUCUAGUGCAGUCAAUCACUCGCGACACUCUAAUCAUAUUGAAAUCGUCUCCUGUCAAUUUUCUGAUUGUUUUCGUACCCCUGGGCUUGUUGUUCGGAUUUGCAAAAUUAUCGGUAACAUGGACGUUCAUCCUUAAUUUCGUGGCGAUUAUUCCCUUGGCUGCAAUCCUGGCUUUUGCCACGGAGGAACUUGCUGACAAGGCCGGUUCUACGCUAGGAGGUCUUUUGAAUGCUACACUUGGCAAUGCCGUUGAGCUCAUUGUGUCCGUCAUUGCUCUUUACAAUAACCAAAUUACUAUUGUCCAGGCUUCCAUGCUUGGUAGCAUUUUGUCCAAUUUACUGUUGGUGCUUGGAUUCUGCUUUUUGGCAGGCGGUUACAACAGAGUGGAGCAAAACUUCAAUCAGACGGCAGCUCAAACCAUGUCUUCGCUCUUGGCGAUCUCGUGUGCUUCGCUCUUGAUUCCUGCAGCUUUCCGUGCGUCGUUACCAGAUGACAACAAGAAACAAGAUUUGUUGAUCAACAGCAAGAUUUUGAGUCUUUCCAGAUCGACUUCUAUUGUGUUGCUUAUUGUCUACGUGUGUUUCUUGAUUUUCCAGCUAGGAACCCACCACAACCUUUUUGAACAGCAAGAAGAUGAAACGGAAGAGGUUUUGGAGCAACACCCAAACCGUGCAACAUUGUCCGUGAAGUCUUCCGUGACCUUUUUGCUAAUUACCACCGUGCUUGUUUCUGUCUGUGCGGAUUUCCUAGUUGGCAGUAUUGACCAUGUUGUGGAAACAUCCGGUCUAUCUAAAACUUUUAUCGGUUUGAUCGUCAUCCCCAUUGUGGGCAACGCAGCCGAGCAUGUCACUUCUGUGAUUGUGGCUACUAAGAAUAAGAUGGACCUUGCCCUGAGCGUGGCUAUUGGCUCGUCGUUGCAAAUUGCGCUCUUCGUGACGCCCUUCAUGGUGCUGGUUGGCUGGGUUAUUGGCGUUCCAAUGACGCUAAACUUUUCCACUUUUGAAACCGCCACCUUGUUCAUUGCCGUGUUCCUGUCCAACUACUUGAUCUUGGACGGGUUGUCCAACUAUUUGGAGGGAAUCAUGUCCAUUGCCAUGUACAUCUUGAUCGCUCUGGCUUUUUACUACUAUCCAGAUGAACGUGCUAUGGCUGCCGUCACAUCCGUUUAA